AUGGACCCUGAUGGGCAAGUGUUAGAAGGCAACGAGAGGGAACCUGUGGAUCCAACGUUCGAAGGAAAGCUGGAUCCCCCUGGAAGACGUGGAUCCAAAAUAAUUGAAAAAGAGAACAGUGGAGCUGGGACAAGCAUCCUUGGCCAUGUAGUAGGGAUCCUUGUCCUUGCUCUUGGCGUUGGUUAUCUAUUGCUUGGCCAAGAAACGUCUUGGGAUGGUGGUGGUGACCAAUCGUUCGUUCUGGAUGGAUUCCAUCUGAUUGUCCAACUCUACUUGGGUUCUCAGGAUCUUUUGGUCCAACUAUUACUGGGUUCUCAAGAUCUUUUGGUGCAAUUCUUCAUCGGAGGUUUCGACUUGAUCCUUCUCUCCUUGCAGUAUACCAUCGACCAUUUUAUACUCGUUGGAAGCGCUCUCGGAGGGACCAUAUUCCUUAUGGGGAGCGGAGAUUUCUGGGCGGGAUUCGAUCGCCUGGUUCAACUAUAUUUUCAGGCAGUGGAACUUAUCAUCCAGCUCUAUUCUACGGGGUUCGACCUAGUAUGGCAAUUCUAUAUCAAUGGUAUCGACCUUGUGAACCAACUCUUCUUUGGCGCCAUUGAGAUCACGGUUUGGAGUGUUUGCGCCCUUCCUGGACAGCUUCUGGCAAGACUCUUUGAGGACAAGACGACACACUGA
Messenger RNA from Seminavis robusta, 672 nucleotides. The record is from the annotation of a GenBank genome assembly. NCBI's taxonomy places the organism in Eukaryota, Bacillariophyta, Bacillariophyceae, Naviculales, Naviculaceae.